Salmo salar (Atlantic salmon) is the source of this 4295-nucleotide messenger RNA. RefSeq names its product atypical chemokine receptor 3. Gene Ontology annotation, biological process: G protein-coupled receptor signaling pathway; vasculogenesis; chemotaxis. The record is from RefSeq and is a predicted model, not a curated record. Gene Ontology annotation, molecular function: G protein-coupled receptor activity; chemokine binding; coreceptor activity. Lineage: Eukaryota; Metazoa; Chordata; Actinopteri; Salmoniformes; Salmonidae. Gene Ontology annotation, cellular component: membrane.
UCUCUGGGAGGAGACGGGACACUCACCCACUCAGUCAAAGCCAGAUAGCGGAGAGCUCACAACCACCAUCUCCCCAUCUCGGACAAAGCAUAACAUAACUGGACAUCACUUCGCACUAGACACUGUGCCAUUUCUUCGAAGAGGCCACAAAUAAGGGAUUUUUUUCUCUCAAUUACAAAUCCCAGAUCAGUGAGGUGUGCGUGAUCGUUCCCAGCAAACGGCAGAAGGAUGAACAGCUUCGAUCUGGAUGAGCUGUUCGACACAUGGGAGGACCUGAACCUCACAGGCCUCCUGGAGAACGGGACGCGGGUGGAGAUGGGUGGCUGUCCCACGGCCUUCGACCGCAGCGCCCUGCUCCACUCCAUGUGCAUCCUCUACGUCUUCAUCUUCGUGGUCGGUUUGGCCGCCAACGGCCUCGUCCUCUGGAUCAACAUCCGUGCCCAGCACACCACCUCCAGCUCCUCCCCUCGCCACGAGACGCACCUCUACAUCGCCCAUCUGGCGGCGGCUGACCUGUGCGUAUGCGUCACACUGCCCGUGUGGGUGAGCUCCCUGGCACAGCACGGCCACUGGCCCUUCAGCGAGUUGGCGUGUAAGCUCACCCACCUACUCUUCUCCGUUAACCUCUUCAGCUCCAUCUUCUUCCUGGCCUGCAUGAGCGUCGACCGCUACCUGAGCGUGACGCGGCCGGCCGACAGUGAGGAUGGGGGCCGGCGCCGAAAGCUGAUUCGCCACAGCGUGUGCAUGGGGGUGUGGCUCCUGGCUCUGGUGGCUUCCCUGCCGGACACGUACUUCCUGCGGGCUCUGAGGUCAUCACAAGGGGAGGUAGUGCUGUGCAGGCCGGUGUACCCAGAGGAACACCCUAGGGAGUGGAUGGUAGGGGUCCAGCUGAGCUUCAUCCUGCUUGGUUUCAUCAUCCCCUUCCCUAUCAUCACUCUGGCCUAUGCCCUCCUGGCCAAAGCACUCUCCUCCUCCUUUUCCUCCUCGGCAGUGGAGCAAGAGCGUCGUGUGAGCCGCAAGGUGAUCCUGGCCUACAUAGUGGUGUUCCUCGGCUGCUGGGGCCCCUACCACGGGGUGCUCCUGGCCGAUGCCCUCUCCCUGCUUGGCCUGGUUCCUCUGAGCUGUGGGCUGGAGAACGCCCUCUACGUGGCGCUGCACCUCACCCAGUGUCUGUCCCUGCUCCACUGCUGCUUCAACCCCAUCCUCUACAACUUCAUCAACAGGAACUACCGCUACGACCUGAUGAAGGCCUUCAUCUUUAAGUACUCCACACGUACAGGCCUGGCCAGGCUCAUAGAACAGACCCAUGUUUCUGAGACAGAGUACUCUGCCGUCGCUGUGGAGAACACACCACAGAUCUGAGACUGAACUCUAGAACACACUCUGGAACUCAAAAACACAUCAAGGACAUUUAGAACAUAGUCUAGAUCAGUGGUCACCAACUGGUCCAUCUCCAAGGCUUUCCUAGUCGAUCGCCAAACAUUUCUGUAAAAAGCCCAACGAUAAAGCCUUGUGUUCUUAAUUGAUUUGCACUGUUUGCGGUAGGUGCACUUUUUUAUCAUUUAAGGUACAAACUCUGCCCACCCGGUGGUCCUGGAGAUCAAAUCAAGUACACCUAUAGGCCUACCGCUGGCCAAUCAGAUACUUUUGUAUAUAUAGUGUAUGUGGACACCCCUUCAAAUGAGUGGAUUCGGCUAUUUCAGCUUCACCCGUUGCUGACAGGUGUAUAAAAUCAAGCACACAGCCAUACAAUCUCCAUAGACAAACAUUGGCAGUAAAAUUGCCUUACUGAAGAGCUCAGUGACUUUCAAUGUGGCACCGUCAUAGGAUGCCACCUUUCCAACAAGUCAGUUAGUCAAAUUUCUGCCCUGCUAGAGCUGCCUCAGGAAAAUGUAAGUGCUGUUAUUGUGAAGUGGAAACGUCUAGGAGCAACAACGGCUCAGCCGCGAAGUGGUAGGCCACACAAGUUCACAGAACGGUCUGUCCUAGCAUUGCCUGUAUUCGAGCUGCAGCAGUGAUUAUAUAUAGAGUUGACCCAAUAGCUGCAUUAUUUUCUAAACUGCUAGAGGUGUGUGUGUGCGUACGCGGUGUGGGGACCUCAAAGUCCACUUUGAAAAUAGUUCGAAGGGCAUUAAAAUACUGUACAUAUAUUAUCAUUAUGAGAUUGUUAUUAACUUUAGAUAUAUUUUUGUACAUAUUUAUGCUAUGCUUCGACUUUCCAACUUUGUAUUUUCUAUGUUUUUACUCAUUGUGUUGUGGAUUCAGAAGUCCAUUUCAGUAAUGUCUAUGUGUUCAUAAAGCUGCCUCAUUGUAAAUGAGAGUCCCUUGCUCUGUGACACCAGUCCUGCCGUUUACUUCAAUCUCAUAAUGCUUUGAACCAGCUCCCUUUCCUCAUCUCCCUCCUUCUGUGACGCCUGACCUAGAAUGACUAGAGAGGUCCCGGAAUUGUCUCAGAAAAUGUUGAGUUCUCAGAACAGUGAUCAUUUAAGGAGAGGAGACAAGGAAAGGAAGCUAGGUAGGAGUGUUGACACAGCCUCUAUCUCUAUCACCACAUAUAGCAUAGCUGUAACCAUACAAUACGUUAUGGCUAAUAUUAGCAUUAGCGAUAAUAGUGAGACAUGUGUGCUUCAUAUGGCAUCUAGGACGCUGCAUCAGCACACAGACCACAGCACAGACAGAGAGGGCUUUAUGACCAAUAACCCAACACAGCUUUACUGCAUCCAUGUGUAGGCAGCCACAGCCACAAUGCUGGACAGAUGUGUAUAAAUGCUGCAGACUAUCAACACGAAAAAGAGGAACUACAUUCUGAAUCUUUUAUUGGGAUAUAUCCUGUGUGUGUCAAUGUAUGUCUGUGAGUGCGAGAGACAGCUUGUAUGUGGGCGUGCAUGUGUCUGUGUGUGCGUGUGUGUCUGACUACAUGUUGUGGGCCACAGUGCAAACCGUGUGACUCACACAGUGUUCCAUGCCAAAUUAUGAUGUUGGAUAUAGGGAUGAGCAUGAUUAUUUGAAUAUUAAAAUGUCCGAACGGAUGUUAGUAUUCGAAUACUUGUGUGAAUAUACAUUUCUGCUAGAAAAAAAAUGUAUAGGCCUAUUUUAAACACCCACAACAGUAGAAAUAAAUUUCUCGAGCUGAAAGACGAUGGCCAGAGCUUACCCAUUAUGUUGCACAAUGAUGUAAAUAAUUAAUCUUUUUAGUCAUAGUACAUUAUGAUAUAUUUGAGCUUGAAAUGCCAAAUCCGAAUGUGUGACUUUGGAUGUUUCUGUGAGUCUUACGCCUUUUUUCUUAUGGGAUGACGUGCAAAUUCUUUACAGCCUAUGUUUUGUUUCAAAGUUGGGUUUUAUUUAAAUGUUACCACCUACCAACAUGGCAAUGUUAAUUAAUCAGAAACAUCUGCUGUAAAGUUCUUCCUAUUCGCAAGUCAUCUGAGAGCCAAACAGCUUUUCUCUGUAGCAAAAACUUGGGUUUCUACUAGAUAAAACAGCCACAAAGUCAAAAUGGUCUAUACCAUACAAAUUCGUGAAAACAAAAAUGUGCUUUUUGGUCUUCAUUUAAGGUUAGAGUUAGGCUAAGGUUAGCAGUGUGGUUAAUGUUAGGGUUUAGGUGAGAGUUUGAUUAAAAAUCCAAUUUUAAGAUGUGAAAAUGUAGAAAUAGACGGGGUUCAUGACUUUGUGGCUGUGUUAACUAGUGACGACCCUACACUUGGCCGCCUUGCCAUGGAGCAAAUUAAAUUAACACAAAUUAAUGUUUUUGCAUCUCCCCUCUUUUUUUACAAGCAAAUUAUCAUAAUCCAUUGGAUAAUUUGUCAAGUUUCACUUAUUUUUCUGCUAGUCUGCAUUCCAGUUCCACCUCAGACACCGCCAAAACAACCACUAUGCCGAUGUCGGCUAAAGCGGAACUGAUUGAAUAUAGUCCUUAAGUAAAAAAAAAAACACAAGUAUUUUCAAUAUCUGGAUAUCCAACAAAAAUGUAUGAUACUAUUCAAAUAUUGAACAGAUGUCAAACCCCUAUCCCUAGUUGGAUAUGUCCUAAACAUUUAUGUGUACAAUGCUAUUUCUGUCUGAGGUAGCAAACAUAUUUAGUUUGAUACAUUGUCAUGAGUCAUCGUGUUAUCUGAUUGGAUGCAUAUGUAUCCUAUUACAUUGUAAGGGUUGCAAUCCUAGCAGUGAUUAUUAAAAAAAUAAAGAAACCAUGACCAGCAUGUCUACAAGAAGAGGCAUUCCAUUAUAUUAUAUAGAGAUAUUUUAUGUUUACUGUAUGCUAUGGAUUUUGUUACUCAUUAAAUACCAACAAUUAA